AUGGAUGCCUUCAGCUCCAAGAGCCUGGCUCUACAGGCGCAGAAGAAGCUGGUGAGCAGGUUGGCGUCCAAGGCGGUGGCGGGCGCGCUCCUGGACGACGCGAGCAGCGAGGUGCUGGACGAGCUGUACCGGGCCACCAAGGAGUUCACGCGGAGCCGCAGGGAGGCCCAGAAGGUGGUCAAGAACCUGGUCAAGGUGAUGCUCAAGCUGGCCGUUCUGCUGCGUGGCGGCCAGCUGGGCAGCGAGGAGCUGGCCACGCUGCGCGGCCUUCGCCGCCGGGCCCGCAGCCUGGCCAUGACGCUGAGCCACCACUUGGCCAUGUUUCAGCCCAUGCCACAGCAGCGGGAGGCCCUGGGGUUUGUGGGGAGCCGGGUGGAGACACACUUCUGGUCACAUGGGUGUCCCACCCGCCUGCACACCAGGAAGCGGCCCUGA
Molecule: messenger RNA, 435 nt
Organism: Echinops telfairi (small Madagascar hedgehog)
Lineage: Eukaryota; Metazoa; Chordata; Mammalia; Afrosoricida; Tenrecidae
Gene: TNFAIP8L1
Product: TNF alpha induced protein 8 like 1
Exons: 2
Coding region: 1-435 (144 amino acids)
Biological process (GO): regulation of apoptotic process; negative regulation of TOR signaling
Cellular component (GO): cytoplasm
Source: RefSeq, a predicted model, not a curated record